Pisolithus orientalis is the source of this 1671-nucleotide messenger RNA. RefSeq names its product FAD binding domain-containing protein. The transcript has 16 exons. The record is from RefSeq and is a predicted model, not a curated record. Bases 1 to 1671 code for a protein of 556 amino acids. Gene Ontology annotation, molecular function: FAD binding. Lineage: Eukaryota; Fungi; Basidiomycota; Agaricomycetes; Boletales; Pisolithaceae.
AUGCUUUUGUCCCUCGCAGGUGUAAACGUUCACGUUGUGGACAAACGGGAAACCAAAGUCGCGACCGGUCAAGCUGACGGCAUCACACCUCGCACAACCGAGGUUUUCCAGAACUAUGGACUUGGUGAUCGUCUGUUGCGCGAGGGUUGCCGGGUGCACAUGGCUCUUUCGAGGCGUGCCCCCGGCAUCACGGCUCCUUCCGCUCGUUAUCCCAUCGAUCUUGCGCUGCACCAAGGGGCUAUCGAAUCGAUUUCUCUGGACUCUUUGAGAACCCGCGGUGUUGAGCUAUCGAACGAUGCGGCUGAAUUAGCCGAUCCAACUGCGUAUCCCGUCGAGGUAACACUGGAACGUCUUAUUCCGAAUGGUACGAUUCAUCAUGAAGUCGUGCAUGCCAAGUCCGUCCUUGGCGUCGACGGUAAGUGGCCAGAAAUCCGCUUGUGGGUCCGAAAUGCAUUCGAUAUUGCCAUGGAAGGAGAACAGACUGAAUUCAUCCGGGGGGUUCUAGACAUGGUCCCGGACACCGAUUUCCCAGACAUCCGGAACAAGAACCUCAUUCACUCCAACAAUGGAUCAUGUUUACUUGUACCUCGGGAAGCUGAGAGAAUUCGAAUUUACAUCCAAAUUGCAGAUGCUGACGUGUGCGACCCGAAAACUGGAAGAGUGGAUAAAGAUAGGAUGUCACCCGAACAACUACUCGAGGUCCGUAGCACAGAAGUCUCUUUACCCCUAUUCGCUAAUCCAACCAAUGGAAUUAACUGGUGGACUUCGUAUAUCAUUGGACAGCGUAUUGCUGCCAAGUAUUCUGCGAAUAAUCGUCUGUUCAUUGCUGGAGACGCGUGCCACACCCAUUCGCCCAAAGCUGGACAGGGCAUGAAUGCUAGUAUGAAUGAUAGUCAUAACCUUGCAUGGAAGUUUGCAUAUGUUCUUCGGGGCUGGGCACCUAUGUCUAUUUUGUCGACAUACGAGUCUGAACGCCGCAAGUAUGCACAAGACCUCAUCGCCUUCGACAAAAUCUAUGCUACCUUGUUCUCAAGGAAACCGGUCACCAAAGAAAACCUGAAAGGAGUCUCGCAUGAACAAUUCCUCAAAACUUACCAGACCUUUGGAGGCUUUACCAGCGGUAUUGGGGUGCACGACGAUCAGUCUGUUCUCAUCAACGGGAACACGUACCCAACCCUGGUCUGUAACAUGGUAGUUGGCGAACGUGUUGCUCCACAAGACCUUGUCUGUGCUGCAGAUUCAACACCAUAUAACCUACAAGAUUUUCUACCAUCCGAUUUCCGCUUCAAACUUUUGGUAUUCACUGGUGACUUCAACGAACCCAUACAGACACAGAAGAUCCAAGCUCUCGUGAAGAGCUUGGAGCAGCCGGAAUCAUUCCUUAACAAAUGUCCUCGUGAGAGGUUUGACAUCACGACCAUCAGCAGGGGAAAUAAACUAGAAUUCGACUACCGGAAAGUCCCGCAGCUGUUGAGGCCGCAUUGGUCGAAAGUUCUUCUCGAUGACACUGACGUGUCCGGUACCAUCGGUGGUAAGGGGUAUGCUUACUACGGUAUCCCCGACGAGGGCGCCUUUGUUGUGGUACGCCCGGACGGAUACAUCGUGAUGAUCAUACCAUUGGAUGGAAGCGGUGAAAUCAAUAAAUAUUUCGCAGGUUUCAUGAAUGUUUGA